Molecule: messenger RNA, 1068 nt
Organism: Calliphora vicina (urban bluebottle blowfly)
Lineage: Eukaryota; Metazoa; Arthropoda; Insecta; Diptera; Calliphoridae
Product: putative gustatory receptor 59d
Exons: 2
Coding region: 1-1068 (355 amino acids)
Biological process (GO): sensory perception of taste
Cellular component (GO): membrane
Source: RefSeq, a predicted model, not a curated record
AUGAAACGGUCAACACAUUUGAUGAUUGGCAUCGUCUAUUAUAUGUCUCAACUACUGGGUGUGUUGGCCUUUUCCUACAACUAUGACACUGGUAAAUUGCAAACAACAAUUGGCAUCACCAUCUACAGCUGCAUGGUAAGCGUGCUGAUGUUUUGCUCUUUGCCCAUACUAUUUCGUGUACAAUGGAAACCCAGAAAUGUCAAUGGUCCCGAAUUGCACUAUAAAAUCAAUGCCUUAAUGUGUUUGCUACACAUAGUCGCUGUCUUAAUCACAGUGUUAUUGAAUUGGUCCAAACGCAAGGAAUAUAUAAGAACCAUAAGAGAUUUUCAACAUGCACGAAAUAGAUUAUUACAAAAGUUUGUAAUGUCCGAUAAAGUGCAACAGUAUUUCGAAAAAUCUAUAAGAUCGAAGUUUUAUUGGGGUUUAAUGUACAACAUAAUAACAUUUGUGGCUUCGUAUGAUAUACUACGAGGUAUUUUUGAUAUUGAAUCACCCAUAAUAAUAAUGGGUUUGGGUGCUAUAGCCACUGUUUUGAAUAUCAUAAUGACCCACUACUUUUUCGCUUUACUCAAUGUCAAUGUCCUUUUGGCAGUCAUCAAUGAGGAGCUCAAGAGAAUAUUAAAUACCUCCUCACAGCUGUUUAAGCUACAACGUUUGAAACAAAUUAAACCGGGAAUCUUAAUAACAACAUGUUGCCAAUUGGCCGAUGAAUUACAAGAUCUGGCCAUUAAUCAAUAUAAUUUACAAAAUAUUGGAGAUCGUGUUAAUCGCAUGUAUGAUUUGCAGGGUUCUUGUGUUGUGCUGACUUUGUAUAUGAAUAAUAUCAGCGUCAUUUACAUGACCUACAUGAUGUUGCUGCAUGAGGAGCUGUCACAGGAUUAUGGUACAAUCACGGUUAUGAUAAUUAUGCCAAUAGCAGUGUUUUUCUACUACAUGGAUUUGCGUAUAUUCACGGAGAGUAUGUUGAAUUUUGGAGACUGUGUGAAGAACACAAAGGAUUUGUUGAAAAAUCUCCAACAUUGCUUGCCAACAUUGGACGAGAGAUUUGAAAAGAGUCACAUUCGUUAA